UACGCAACAUAACCUUCUCAGCUGCGAAUAACCAACGACGGAUUUCCGCGUAGCACACAGACGUGUAUUUCUGUCAGCCACAAAACUUCUAGUGAUUGCUGCGAGGGUAUGAAGUACAAUUUAUAUUAUAUCAACUGUGUUGAAAGAUUGCCAGGUGCAAGUUAGCUUGAUUUUCUUUCAUUAUGGAAAAUCAAGGUUAUCAUCAUCAAACGUUUUCAACUCAUCAGUCUUUCUGGAAGAAGAAUACACGGGCUGUGCCAGGAAGGCCGAGUCUGAAGCAGGAUGUUAGACAUGGCAAAUUUAAUCCCACGGUGAUUGGAUCUAGCAAUUUGAUCGGUACUGCUAAUAGUAGCAGUAGCACAGGUGGAAGCGGAGGUUCUACUUCCUUUCAAGACUUUCAAGAGAGUGUGGAUGAUGCAUGGGACUCAGGAGAUGAUGAAUUUUGUACUGUUUCGGAUAUAAAGAUAUCGAAAAAAGUUAGUCACUCGGCGGCUCUCAGUGUUAUCAACAGUCAUCGAUUUGGCAAUAAGUGUUCAGGACUAUCACAAGCAAAUACCAAAGUGGUUCAACAAGAAAUUAUUCCCGAGGAGAAGAAAGUGGAGGCUCUGCAGAGAUUGGCAGUACAACCACUACACUUACGUAAUGCAAAUCUGCAUUCACAGAUAAAUAACAGUCAGCAUUCCGGCGAGGAUGUGGAUUUGAAACAUCCCAGUGUAUCACCCCAUCAUAAACCAACGCAAUUUCCUGGUAGACCGCAGCCAUUAAGACAGGCAAACGCCCCCAAUAAAUUUUUUAUACCCUCAAAAGAGCAAGACGGCGAAAGUAAAGUGGACAAGUUUCAACUACUCUUGGAAGCGUCUGUACUGAAUUUGGAUGAAUUAAGGCAGCUAUCGUGGUCAGGUGUGCCUGCUAAAUUGCGCUCCAUCACUUGGAGGUUGUUGUCUGAAUACUUGCCAGCUAAUCUAGAACGUAGGCAGCAUGCACUAGAACGUAAACGACUGGAUUAUUGGAACUUGGUGAAACAGUAUUACGAUGUAGAGCGAGACGAGGGCUUUCAGGACACAUAUCGCCAGAUUCACAUCGACAUCCCUAGAAUGUCACCGCUUAUAUCGCUAUUUCAGCAAACAACGGUGCAACUAAUAUUUGAAAGAAUAUUGUAUAUUUGGGCGAUCAGACAUCCUGCAUCUGGCUAUGUUCAGGGUAUGAAUGAUCUUGUGACACCUUUUUUCUUGGUCUUUCUACAAGAAGCGAUACCUGUGCAAGCCUGGCAGGAUCUAGAGAAUUACGAUGUAGCGUCAUUGUCGAAGGAACAGCGCGAUAUCAUUGAAGCGGACAGCUUUUGGUGCCUGUCGAAAUUUUUGGAUGGUAUACAAGACAAUUAUAUAUUUGCUCAAUUGGGAAUCCAGCACAAAGUGAAUCAAUUGAAGGAGCUGAUACAAAGAAUCGAUGCACCAUUGCAUCAACAUUUGCAUCAGCACGGAGUGGAUUAUCUGCAGUUCUCUUUUCGAUGGAUGAACAAUUUAUUAACUAGAGAGAUUCCACUUCAUUGUACUAUUCGAUUGUGGGACACCUAUUUGGCGGAGUCCGACAGAUUCGCCUCAUUUCAGCUUUACGUGUGCGCAGCCUUCCUUCUGCGUUGGAGGCGACACUUGCUCUUGCAACCUGAUUUUCAAGGGCUGAUGUUAAUGCUACAAAACCUGCCCACGCAAAACUGGACGGAUUCGGAGAUUGGCGUGCUGGUGGCCGAGGCAUACAAAUUGAAAUUUACAUUUGCUGACGCUCCCAAUCAUCUGCAAGCUCACGACACAACGACCAGGUGACCACUUUCAGAUAGCUUGGGUUAACGUUAUUGUAACAAAUGGUGGCCAAACAGAGAGACCGAGACAGCUCUCCUCUUCCGUCUCAACGUCGUUAUAUACACUGCGGCGUUCAGUCUAUCAUGGCCAUAUUGAAAGUUUCCGGAAUGUGUAAUCUCGUAUGUUUUUCGCUCCCGCGUCGGCUAUUAAGUUUCUUCGAUUACUUUGUACUUUAUAGAGUUUAUUCCUUUGUUACAUUGAAGGAUUUUCAUGAAGAAAGACGUUUAAAUAUACUCGCCAUGUUUCGCUCCGGAAUGAGAUGUAAAUGCUCCUUAAAACGCGGAGAAUGUAACGCGAAUCAAUUGCCAUUUCCCGGUUUGCAUUACAUUUUUAUAUAUAUAAUAAGUCUCAGACAAUUAUACACAAAUAAUAUAUAUAGACAAGAAAGUUUUAUAUAUCG
Linepithema humile (Argentine ant) is the source of this 2256-nucleotide messenger RNA. It is a transcript of the gene Tbc1d22, whose product is annotated as TBC1 domain family member 22. NCBI's taxonomy places the organism in Eukaryota, Metazoa, Arthropoda, Insecta, Hymenoptera, Formicidae. Gene Ontology annotation, molecular function: GTPase activator activity. The record is from RefSeq and is a predicted model, not a curated record. Gene Ontology annotation, biological process: activation of GTPase activity.